Molecule: messenger RNA, 2019 nt
Organism: Tetrahymena thermophila SB210
Lineage: Eukaryota; Ciliophora; Oligohymenophorea; Hymenostomatida; Tetrahymenidae
Exons: 1
Source: RefSeq, a predicted model, not a curated record
AUGGAAAUAAUAAGCUCAAGCGAUUUAGAAGAAGAAAAAGAAUAUUAUGAAAAGCUUAUUAUUCUGCUGGGACUUAAUGAUGAGUUUAAAUUGUAGAAUUUAAGAUUCUUAACACGAGUUCGAGAAAUCUAAAGCUCAUAAUCUAUAUUGAAAUUAAAUAAUUAACGCUAAUUAAUCAGCUAUCCAAUGAAAGAUGACUUAGACUUAAAAACGAAAAUAAUAUUAUGGAACUAAAUAAAUGACUUAUUGAAAGAGAAAUAGCUAUUGUUUGCUCUAAUUCUUGAUGAGGACAAACUCUUUUUAUCAGAAGAGAAGGAGCUUAGUGAUUACCUUGAAAGCUAACUUUUGUCUUUAAACUAUAUUUCUGAUGUAAAUCUCUUCCUAUAGCUGAAAAUAUUAACUAUUAUUGUAUCUCCGAUUGGAGUAAAGCAAAGAAAUAACAUGAAUGAAGAAAUGUUUAAUAAACAAAUAAAACUAUUAAAAGAAUAAAUUUGCUAAAUAUACUGGAAAAAACAACCUAAUAUUUUCAGAACCUUUUUAUAUUACCUAAUUUAAAUUUUCUCCGCUAAAGGAUCAUACUUAAGAUUUUAGUAAUAAUAGCCAUUAACAGAAUAGCUUUUAGAAGAACUCUAUUCACAGUAAACUGUAGAUUCAAUUGAAUUUAUAAUCAAUCCUCCUGAUGAUGUUUAAGAUUAAAUGAUGAAGGACUGUUUAGAACAAAUAAAAUAGUUAAAAUUAGAAGAAUGCAAUUUUGACUAGUUCAAAAAUUUAUUUUGCUAAAUUUCUUCUUAUAAAUCAAAUAUAAAAAUACAAGAAUUAUAUAACGAAAUAAUUUAAACUUUUCAAAUUCCAGUAUUAGAUCUGAUAGAAUAACUAAAAAUUAAUGGAGGUUUUCUAUAACAAUACAAUAGUUUACUUGAAUAAAUAAAAACGCUUGAAAUGUUUGAAUAAUAUCUAUCAAGUUUUAAUUUUACAAAGAUUAUAAAAAGUGAUGAUUAUGUCCAAAGCAUUUUUGAUGCAUUUGAAAAUUAAUUAUAAGUGUUACAUAUAAAUGAAAUGAAUGAUUAUUUAAUAACACUAUAUGAAUUUUCAUAAUGGAAUAAAAAAUUCUAACUAUAAGAAAUAAAUUUAAAGUAAAAAAUUGGUAGUAAAUUAAGCUAGAUCUUGAAGGUAUUUAUUGAUUAAUCAGAAAGAGAAUUAUUUUCUUAGAAUUUAAACAAUCUAUAGGAGAUUAUAAAAAUAUUAACAAAUUACCAAAAUAUUUAAGAGUUCUUAACUGGAAAUCUAAUAAUGGAAAUAAAAGAGUAAUUAGCAGAGAUUUCGAAAAGUUGCUAGGAAGGUUUAGAUAAAAAAUAUAUGAUCUUAGAAAGCAAUAAAUUUAACUUUAAAAAUAUUUUGACUGAUCUAUAAUAUUUUCUUGAUCUAUUGAAAGUCCAAAAAGUACUCAGUAGUGAAUAAUUUCAAAAAAUAUUUGAAAAAGACAUCAAAGAUUUUGAAUGUGAAUAAAUAGUAAAUAACCUUAAAUAAAAACUUGAAAAGAUAAAAUCUAACAUAAAAAAUGAUUUUGAUUUAAUUAUAAAUGUUCUUUAAGAGAAAGAAAGUGUUAAAUAAAUUUAUUAAAUAUUAAAUCUUGAAAUAAAAAUUGACGAAUAGGAUUUGUAAUAAUCUUUAAUGAGACAAGUUUAAAGAUUAGAAAUAUCUUUGACUAAUAUAAUUUCAAAAAAAGAUUUUGGUAAAGAUUUUGUUGAUAACUUAAUUUAGCUUGAGAAAUGUGAAAUACUAAAUAAUAACCUAAAAAUAACAAAUAAGAUUUAGAAAGAAUUUAAAGAAUAUUAUUCCAAAUAUUUGGAAAUGCAUUAAAAUAUUGAUAACGAUGAAAUUGAUUAUCAAACAAAACAAAACUUUCGCUAAGAAUAAACCAAAUUAGAUGACUUAAAAAAAAAUGUAAAAUUCAAAACUAAGCCAAAAUUUUUGGUUGAAUUGUUUAAAAUUAAUAUACCUUCAAAAUAAACAAAAUGA